AUGGCUCUUCCAAAGCAAGUCGAUGUCCUCGUUGUAGGCAGUGGCAACGCCGGUUUUGCAGCAGCCCUCUCAGCAGCUCAGAACGGCGCAGGAAGCGUCCUUCUUAUCGACAAGUGCCCCGAGAACUGGGUCGGCGGAAACUCAUAUUUCACCGCCGGCGCCUAUCGAAUUGUCCAUGGCGGACUUAAAGAUGUCUUGCCAAUCGUCAACAACGUGUCCCGGGAACAAGCCGAAAAGAUCGAUCUUGCUCCUUAUACCGAGAAAGACUUCCAGAAUGACAUGGACAGAGUCUGCAUGGGACGCUCAGACCCUGAACUCUCAAAGAGCCUAAUUCAGAACUCCAAUGCUGCCAUCAAGUGGCUUGCUGCGAAUGGAAUCCGAUUCCAACUCUCCUUUAACAGGCAAGCAUAUGAAGUUGACGGUAGGAUCAAGUUCUGGGGCGGCAUGUGCAUCAAGACCGAGGAUGGAGACUAUCUUGCUGCCAUCAAGAGGCACAAUGUUCAGGUUUCGUGGUCAACUGGCCUCACAGGAUUGAAGAAGCACUCUUCUGACGACGGUUACGACGUCGAAGUGUCUUUCAAUGGCGUCAAGCGUACCUUGACCGCCGGGGCUGUAAUCCUAGCUGCUGGCGGUUUCGAGUCGAAUCCUCAGAUGCGAAGUCAGUUCCUUGGCCCUGGCUGGGACUUGGCCAUGGUUCGAGGCACACCCUACAAUACUGGUGACGUUUUGAGCCUGGCUAUCCAACAACUUGGCGCACAGGCGGUGGGCAACUGGUCAGGCUGCCAUUCCGUUGCCUGGGACGCCAAUGCAAACCCCAACACGGGCGAUCGAGUAGCUUCCAACGAGUACACCAAGUCAGGAUACCCCCUCGGGCUCAUGCUCAACGUCGAUGGCGAGCGAUUUGUUGAUGAAGGUGUUGAUCUUCGAAAUUACACCUAUGCCAAGUUCGGUCGGGCCAUCCUCCAACAACCCGAGCACCUCGCUUUCCAGGUCUGGGACUCCAGAACAAGCGGUUGGCUACGCGGAGAAGAGUAUCGCGAGGAACGAGUCGAGCGCAUCACUGCCGAUACUCUGGAGGAGCUGGCCGACAAGUGCGCAGAACGCGGUCUUCGAAACAAGGCUGCCUUUAUUGACACUGUUCGUGAGUACAACGAAGCAGUCUAUGCUCACCAUCGCGAGAACCCCAAUGUCAAGUGGGAUCCUGCCAUCAGAGAUGGACUAUCAACCCAAUCUUCGACGAAGAAGCUCGCUUUGGCCAAGUCCAACUGGGCUUUGCCUCUGGACAAGGGACCCUAUGUAGCAGUCAAGGUCACAUGUGGCGUCACCUUCACAUUUGGCGGUGUCAAGGUUGACCCCCAAACUGCUCAAUUGAUCCAUGGUGCAACUGGCAGUCCAGUGCCAAACGUGUAUGUUGCAGGAGAGAUGGUUGGAGGUCUGUUUUACUCCAAUUACCCUGGUGGAAGUGGCCUGACUUCAGGUGCUGUUUUUGGGGCCAAGGCUGGAAAGGAGGCUGCGAAAUCUGUUGCUGGCGGCCGAUCAAUCUCAAGUCGCCUGUAG
Molecule: messenger RNA, 1557 nt
Organism: Fusarium musae
Lineage: Eukaryota; Fungi; Ascomycota; Sordariomycetes; Hypocreales; Nectriaceae
Exons: 2
Coding region: 1-1557 (518 amino acids)
Source: RefSeq, a predicted model, not a curated record